Messenger RNA from Lathyrus oleraceus (garden pea), 1869 nucleotides. RefSeq names its product integrin-linked protein kinase 1. Gene Ontology annotation, biological process: protein phosphorylation. The record is from RefSeq and is a predicted model, not a curated record. The transcript is spliced from 12 exons. Bases 184 to 1557 code for a protein of 457 amino acids. Lineage: Eukaryota; Viridiplantae; Streptophyta; Magnoliopsida; Fabales; Fabaceae. Gene Ontology annotation, molecular function: protein serine/threonine kinase activity; ATP binding; protein binding.
AAUUCCACGUCUUCCUCUUCUUUCUUAAAAGUUCAAACAUUUCCACGUUGGAACGUUGAAACUUCAAUCACAAGUUGCACAAAUAAUUUACCCUAUAUUCUUUCGUUAUCUUUAUCAAUUUUCAGUUUGACUACUCUAUCUUCAAAUUCCGAUCUUUCAUUUUCUUGGUUGUUCAAUUUUGCAAUGGAAUCGAAAAACCCUACUAGGUUCAAGCUUGGGAAACAGUCGUCGUUAGCACCAGAACGAGAUAGGGAAGAGGAUGAAGUUCAUCAUGAAGGUGAUGCUAGUCUUGAUUCUGGAGUUAGGUUGAUGUAUUCGGCGAAUGAAGGUGAUGUUGAUGGAAUUCGUGAGGUGUUGGAAUCUGGUGUGAGUGUGAAUUUUAGGGAUGCUGAUGGACGCACUGCUCUUCAUAUUGCUGCUUGUCAGGGGUUAACUCAUGUUGUUGAUUUGUUGCUUGAGAAAGGGGCUGAUGUUGAUCCUAAAGAUCGAUGGGGGAGCACGCCCCUUGCAGAUGCUAUAUUCUAUAAAAACAAUGACGUGAUCAAACUAUUGGAGAAUCAUGGAGCAAAGCCUCUGAUGGCCUCUAUGCAUGUUAAUCACGCACGUGAAGUCCCUGAAUAUGAAAUCGAUCCUAAAGAACUUGAUUUUACCAACAGUGUGGAGAUAACAAAGGGGACUUUCUGUAUUGCGUUGUGGCGUGGGACCGAGGUUGCGGUAAAAAAGCUCGGGGAUGAUGUCAUAAUUAAUGAGGAGAAAGUGAAGGCUUUCAGAGAUGAGCUUGCUCUGUUCCAGAAGAUUCGGCAUCCAAAUGUAGUCCAAUUUCUUGGUGCUGUGACACAGAGUAGUCCAAUGAUGAUUGUGACAGAAUAUCUUCCCAAGGGAGAUCUUCGUGAUUUCAUAAAAAGAAAAGGAGCUUUAAAACCAAGUACAGCUGUUAGAUUUGCACUUGAUAUUGCUAGGGGAGUGGGUUAUUUGCAUGAAAAUAAACCAUCACCCAUUAUUCACCGUGAUCUCGAGCCUUCUAAUAUAUUGCGGGAUGAUUCCGGCCACCUAAAAGUUGCAGACUUUGGAGUUAGCAAGUUGCUAGCAGUUAAAGAAGACAAGCCUCUAACUUGCCAAGACACUUCUUGCCGCUAUGUGGCUCCUGAGGUUUUUAAUCAAGAGGAAUAUGACACUAAAGUGGAUGUGUUCUCAUUUGCACUAAUUCUACAAGAGAUGAUCGAAGGUUGCCCUCCUUUUUCUGCAAAGCGUGAUGACGAGGUUCCUAAGGUUUAUGCUUCAAAAGAGAGACCGCCCUUCCGAGCUCCUACUAAGCAUUAUUCUCAUGGAAUUCGAGAGUUGAUUGAAGAGUGUUGGAAUGAAAAUCCAGCAAAGAGACCAACAUUCAGACAAAUAAUAACAAGGCUGGAAUCCAUCUACAAUACAAUUGGACAAAAAGGACGUUGGAAGGUUAAACCAUUGAGGUGCUUUCAGAAUCUGGAAGCUUUGUUGAAGAGAGACCGAUCGAAAUUAAGCAGCCGGGGAAGUUCAUCUCGCUCGUCUACUAGCCGUAUAUGAAGGAGGAAGAUUGAUGUUAUUCUGUAUAAACUUCAAUAUUGGCGGAAAGAUAAAAAUCGAAUUUCAUUUCACUUGAGUUGGAGAAUUGCAAUGUUUUCUCAUGUGUAUUCAUUCCCCAGAUGCAUGAUUGUGAUUUUAGAUUCCAAGAUUCUUCAAUAAUGUUUCCAACUUCAUGAUAUCUGGCCAUAGAACUGCUUGUAAGCUGUAACAAAAGAAUGUAUUCUAGGAAUUUCUCUAUGUCAUGUAAAUUAUAUAUGUAUUAUGCCUCAAAAAGACAUUUUUUGUAUAUACAUUUUGCAGGAUUUUUCAUCA